This is a messenger RNA of Hydra vulgaris (swiftwater hydra), 459 nucleotides long. RefSeq lists its product as uncharacterized. The record is from RefSeq and is a predicted model, not a curated record. Lineage: Eukaryota; Metazoa; Cnidaria; Hydrozoa; Anthoathecata; Hydridae.
AUGUGCUCUUGUGACUAUAUCUAUCUAGGUUUAGCUAUUGGUAUUAAAAAUAUGCUCCAAGUUGAUGAAGCAAGUAUCAAUAACAACAUACAUUUAACAGUAAAUUUAGAUGGUCUGCCGCUUUUUAAAUCUAGCAAUACUCAGCUUUGGCCUUUACUUUGUCAAUUUGGUUCUAAACCUCCGUUUCCAGUUGCUUUUUUCUGUGGCAAACAAAAACCUAACUCUUCUAUAGAGUUUCUCAGGCAGUUUUUGGAGGAAUUCAAAAUGCUUUCAGAAAAUGGUCUUGUUUACAAAGAUAAUUUUUUUAAUGACAAUUUAAAGUUUUGGACAUGUGAUGCUUUGGCACGUGCUUUUAUUAAAUGUAUAAAGCCAUACAAUGCUUACCAUGGCUGUAAACGAUGUAUUGACAAGGGUGAAUGGCAAGGAAGAGUUGUUUUUAAUCAGACUAUAUGCGUUUAG